AUGCUGCGGGCGUACUGGACGAUCGCACUCGAUCCCAAGGCGCCGUACGCCGUGCACGCCGAGCGCCACGUUUUCUUUUGGCCGCUCUACAGUGCAAGUCGCCAGGCACCGCGCUUCUACUGUCUCCGCUUCCAUCGCGCCUACGUCUUCUUUGCCACGUUCCUCCUCCAGUUUGCGACCGGCUCCAUUUACGCCAUUUACUCGGUGUCGGGCCCCAUCAACGUCUACUUUGGCUUUCCAGAGGACAGUGCCAACGCCACCAAUGCCGUCGUCAUCUCGGGCAUCCUUGGUAUCCUCGCGCAAGCGCUCCUCGGGCCGCUCGUCGAGCGCAAGGGGCCGCGCAAAAGCCUUGGCGUCAGCACCGGCAUUAUGGCCGUUGGGCUCUUGACGGCACAGAUCGCGACCGUGCUGCACAUCUGGGCCCUCCUUCACGUCGGAGUCGCGUUCGUCGCCGUAGCGUUUGGAGCGAUAAUGCUCGCAUCCAUUUCGACCGCGCUCAAGUGGGCACCGGAUGCUCGCGGUACCGUGGCUGGCAUUUGUCUCUUUGGUUUUGGACUUGGCAAACACCUCUGGGGGCUGCUCUUCAAAGCGCUCCUCGAUGGCACGGACGCGACCUUCCAGUACCUCUUUUGGAUCCUCCUUGCCGUGCUUCUCUCGACGCUCUUGCUAGCGACGCUCAUCAUUCGCUUGCCACCAAAAGACUUUAGCGUCCGCGGGCACGACAUGCACUGCAUUCCGUGCGCCAAAGCUCCCAACACGAGUCUCGUCCAGGACGAGUUUCUCCAUGUGGGCAUGACGCUCGUCAACUACAAGGCGAUUGCGCGCCACAGCAACUCGCUCGUCGAGGGCACGGACCGUCGGUACCACGAGCAAGUCAAGGCUAUGUCGCUAUUGCAGUGCAUUUUCUCGACCGACUUUGCCUGUCUCCUCCUCGCGCUGACCUCCAACUCGGUCGUGGGCUUGUUUUACAACGAAAUGACCGCGACCCAAGUCCACUCGAACCUCCUCAGCGACGUGUACCACAUCUCGGACGCGGCCGCCGACGCCAUUCGGUUCCGCGGUGUCGUUGCCGACCUCUCGGGCCGGCUCGUGAUCCCCAUUCUCUCGGACAUUUGCAUCCGGCUGCUGUACGGCAACCCGGCGCUGGUUCGUAAAGGCUGCUUCCUCGUCUUGCUGCUUGUGCAGUGCGUGGCGCUGCCUCUGGUCUACUUUACGUCCAACCAAAUGACGGACGUUGCGUCGGUCGAGCGGCUCUUGUAUCUGCUGCACUUUGCCUCCAACUCUGGCGCGUCGCUGCUCGGGUGCUUCCUGGCCGACAUGUUUGGUGUCUACCACGUCGGUACCAUGUACGGCCUCUCGUCGCUGACGUGGGCGGUUGGCCAAGGCAUUUUACUUGCAUUUGCCGUCGACUCGACGAGUGAGAUUGGCCGCCAAGUGCUGCUGUUCUGGUAUCUCUCGCUUCUCGGGUUUGGUUUUAUGCUGCUCGUGCGGACAAACUCGUCGGACCGGUUCUACCGCGGCUACCAAUUCACAGUGUGCGGCAAGGUGCUCGUGCGGCGGCCGUGGCGCCGUAGCCACGAUGCUCAGACGAUGGAUUUCUAUGCAGACGUGCCCGACACGAACGAAGCCUUUGCCUCGAUGCCGUACCUCUGGUCGUCGUCGAGCUCGUUGGGCAGCCUCGAGGACGAUCCGACCAAGUGAUGUCAUGUAGAACGAGUCGUCAUCAGGAAAAGCUCGCGGAGUUGUACUAUAAGAAAUAAGUUCUUGAUUAUGAU
Molecule: messenger RNA, 1775 nt
Organism: Saprolegnia parasitica CBS 223.65
Lineage: Eukaryota; Oomycota; Saprolegniomycetes; Saprolegniales; Saprolegniaceae
Exons: 2
Coding region: 1-1701 (566 amino acids)
Biological process (GO): transmembrane transport
Molecular function (GO): transmembrane transporter activity
Source: RefSeq, a predicted model, not a curated record